Molecule: messenger RNA, 1972 nt
Organism: Suillus fuscotomentosus
Lineage: Eukaryota; Fungi; Basidiomycota; Agaricomycetes; Boletales; Suillaceae
Exons: 4
Coding region: 80-1861 (593 amino acids)
Source: RefSeq, a predicted model, not a curated record
GCUAAACGCCAUAGAAAUUGAUACGCGCGGGACUUGUUCUGCACUGGAUCGGAAUACUUGACCGAGUUUGGUAGUGCUGAUGUCGCGACUCAGCCCUGGCCCUAGCUGGACCGUCCUUCCAGAGCCUCCAAACACUUCCCCUGCACCAACACCACGAUCCGACCCUGCCAGUGAUCUCGGUGACGACGAAGAGGAUAACUUUGACGCACCCCCAGGAAAGAGGAAGGCUAUCGAGAGCCCUGUUUCUGUUCCGAGGCCUCAGAAGCUUGCGCGUUUCAAUGAUAAUAAUCAACACGAGAAACGGGCUGAGGUAUCACAGUCUGGUAAACGAACGAAUGGUACCGCUCCUAGUAGUCUAACGCAACCUCCUAAAAUCGCCAAGACAUCCCGUCCUUCAUUUUUGUCCCAGCCUGCGCGUGCACAGCCUGUGCGUCCUGAGAAAGGCAAGGAUCGUGCGUCAAGUGGACAGUCAAGCUCCUCGCUGAGUGAUCAUAUAUCAACCAUGCUCGAGAAGCAGACUGCGCGGCUCAAACGCGCAGAGAUAGCUCGCAAAACUGCUCGCAAGACCACUGGAAGUCGCAGAGUAUCUAAUUCAGAUCUUAUUCGUGCUGUACAGAAGCCCAGCAGCGGUUCUGAAGUUUCUUCCGCUGCGACUCGCGUGCGAAGAGUUUCCGUCAGAAGGUUUCCGCGCGGUCGACGACCUCCCAGUACAAGCGUCAUCGAGCUCACUGACUCUUCGGGUUCUGCAAGACGAAGAAGGGCUCGCGUUGACGAUCCCAUUAUUAUCUCGAGCUCAGAUGCAGACACUCCUCCGAGACAGCCCCGGCCUUCACAGACGCCAAUUUCCCGCAAAGCAGGCCCGAAACUUCCACCUCCUUCUAAUGCUGAAGUUAUUUGCAUAUCUGACAGUGAUGACGACAAUGUUCCCGCUCCUUCGCCAGCGACUGCUGUCCUUCACAUCCUAGAGCCCAGUCCUACGUUGCCUUCGGCGCCUUCGAUUAUCGUGGAAUCAGAAAAUGAAAUCGUGGUCGAUUUAGAACAGCAAGUUCCAGAAAAUUCGUACUAUGAACUAAUGGAACCCGAGUCCAACUUUGACGAAGAACUAGCAAGAUCAGAACUCCAGCGUCAAGCGGAAGAAUUGUUUUCGUACAUUAAUCUGGACCCCCCAGAACCAAAUUUCGCUGACCCAAUUACCAGUCUGAUUGCCUAUGAUGACUGCAACACUGCUCAGGACACACAUGUUCCAGCCCCUGACAUACUUACCCAUGCCACUCUUCCAUCCUCAGAGAAAGCAAGUGGGACUUCUUCAAGUGACGCUGUUCCGGUCGAGAUAACCUCUCAACGUAUUGUAGUCGACACUAUUUCUCAUUUAGAGUCUUCACCAAGCUCCAAAAUUCCAAUGGUUGCCUCAGAAGUUCCCUCCCAGACGCAUGCUACCGUGCCCACCAUAGCUAAACCCUCGAUCACGUGGAAUUAUACACCUCCCACCACCAACCCGUUCUUCGCUAGGGCGCUUGCUUUCAAUGCAAAGGCGCUGAAAAAACCUUUACCCUUAGUUGCACAGGUAUCCAAUGAACCGAACGCAACUACUUUUUUCGCCGCCCCAGCUGCUUCACCAGCUAUUGUUGGGUCGUCCAUAGCAAAGAUCCUGCCCGAGCCCUUGAUGGACGAGCAGGCUUCUGACGCACCCACAGCGAGAAACAACCCAGCCUCAUCACCCUCUCCUGAUCACUUGCUAUCUUGUGAUGGUGAUAGGAGUGUUUUUUCACCCAUUGUGGAUGAAGCUACGGUAGAGGCACUCCAACAGCUUCCACAAAUAGAUUCUCGCGACGAUAUCAGGGCUUCUUCCGACUCGCAGUGACCAGCCUUCCACCCGUGAAUCUACUACCGUGAAGGUCCCUAUCUCCAUAUCGGACAUACCACCACCACCAGCAACCGCCCCUCCCUCAUCCACCCCCCUCCCUGUCCCACC